Pungitius pungitius (ninespine stickleback) is the source of this 1478-nucleotide messenger RNA. RefSeq lists its product as uncharacterized. The transcript is spliced from 2 exons. The record is from RefSeq and is a predicted model, not a curated record. The coding region runs from base 78 to 1097 and encodes 339 amino acids. NCBI's taxonomy places the organism in Eukaryota, Metazoa, Chordata, Actinopteri, Perciformes, Gasterosteidae.
CACAGAUAAGUGACUGGUGGGUGUCUGCCAUUCAGCUGUGAACCUGGAGGCUGAAGUCCAGCUGUGUGGAAAAAAAAAUGAAAAAAAAAACCCUGCCAUUCAGUGAACUGUCAGCAGCAGACCGUUUUGCAUUCGACCCCCUUAGAGGCCACCACAGAGAGGACUACGCAUCUCCACACUGCUGUUUCAUCCCGCUCACUGGGCUCAGUGUUUCCCCCCACGUCGACCAAGCGCUGUUGGAGACACGGUGGAGGAUGGAGGGCGGGAUGCGCCGGCUGCUGCUGCUGCUGCUGCUGCUGCUGCUCAGCGUGACCGGCGUCCACGGGGAGCUUCUCCGGGCUGAGAACCUGGUCCUCCUUCCCCCGGAUGCACACGACUUGGUCCUGAACCGCGGGACGAGAGUGCUGCCCAGAGACUGCCAUGAAAUGCUGAUGACGUCUUCGGGCCAGGCCCCGGACGGUGUGUACCUGAUCAAACCCGGGGACUCCCCCAUCGUGGCCUACUGUGCAAUGCGGGAGGGAGGCUGGACCGUGGUGCAGCAUAUCACCGUCAACAGCAGCGUGAACUUUGAUCGUACCUGGGCCGAAUACAAGGACGGCUUCGGGGCCGUGACCGGCGAUCACUGGCUCGGCAACAACUACCUCCACCAGCUGACCAGCGGCCCCGGGCGCUUCAAGCUGGGGGUGAAGCUGGUGGACCGGGACGCCGUCACCAAGAGGGGGGAGUACGACCCGUUCCUGGUGGAGGACGAACCGUCGGCCUACAGGCUGAGGCUGGGCUUGUUCCAGGGCUCCGCCGUGGAUGCCCUCACCCUGGACACGGAGAACUACCUGCACGACAACCAGAGGUUCACCACCAAAGACAGAGACAACGACAACUACUUCCAGAAUUGCGCUAAGCUGGAGUUUCAGGGGGUGGCGGGGGGAGGCUGGUGGUACGACGCCUGCGCCGGCGCCAACCUCAACCGCAGGAACGUCAUCUACUGGCAGAAGGACUGCAACAAGGAGCGGCUGUGCAAGUACGCGUGGAUGAUGGUGAAGCCCACGGACACCGUGAAGCUGAUUCGAAGCGAAACCUGCGGGAAGGAUGAGCUGUGAGGACACGGGGUUUGUGACAGAGAUUGGCGGGGGGGGGGGGAGCAGAGUAAAGUCUUCUUUGCAGCAAACCCAACAGAAAGCCGCGUCACUCCAUUUGUCUGGACUUUAAAUUCAACCACGUUUUAUUGAAAAUGUAUGGACAUGGUCGCAAAUUACAGAGAACAAGAAAGUGAAUCACAAACAUGGAACAUAAUGGUAUAAAAAUGCUGGCGGGUGGUUUUAGCUCGAGCUUUGUCUGCAUUGAUCACCAUGAAGCCAAGCAGGUCGUCAUUCCCCAAGUGCAUAUUUCUUCAUUAUCACAAUUACUUAAAAAGGAUGUAAAAUUGCUCCCAUCCAAUGCUGACACAGAAGAACAUUUCACAGACAGCGUUUUUUUUUGUU